Penicillium argentinense is the source of this 303-nucleotide messenger RNA. RefSeq names its product F1F0 ATP synthase subunit f. Gene Ontology annotation, biological process: proton motive force-driven ATP synthesis. Lineage: Eukaryota; Fungi; Ascomycota; Eurotiomycetes; Eurotiales; Aspergillaceae. The transcript has 5 exons. The record is from RefSeq and is a predicted model, not a curated record. Bases 1 to 303 code for a protein of 100 amino acids.
AUGAGCUACAUCGUCCGCCGUGGUCUGUCGACCCUGAUCCCUCCCAAGAUCGCCUCCCCCAACGCCAUUGGUGCUGCCCAGGAUGCUGCCCGCAUGGAGCGCGUCGUGAACUUUUACGCCGGUCUCCCCCGUGGCCCUGCUCCCCAGGUCAAGCCCACCGGCAUCCUCGGUCGCUACAAGGCCCGCUACUUCGACCAGAACUCCGGCGUCCCCAUCGUCCACGCCAUCGCUGGUAUCCUAAUCCUCGGCUACAGCAUGGAGUACUACUUCCACCUCCGUCACCACAAGAACCACCCUCACUAA